CUACACUCGGCCCUAAUCUAACCUAACGACUCACGUCUAGUCCACAUAUUCUAUUCUCCCUCUUCACAGUUGCGCAGUGCCUAUAUAUAUUUUAUGCUCGUCGUUCAUGGUUCACACUACUUCACAGUGCUCACUGCUCACUCGAGAUUGAAACCUUCUCUGCUCCUCUUCCUUAUUGUCAUUCAAUUUAAAUAUCUUUUCGAUUCAACCAUGCGUUUGGGUACAGUCGUUCCGGACUUCUCUGCUGUCACUACCAAAGGUCCGAUCAAUUUCUACGAAUGGGUCGGUGAAUCAUGGUGCGUUUUAUUUUCUCAUCCUUCUGAUUUCACACCGGUCUGCACCACUGAGUUAGGUAAAAUGGCCGUGCUGGUAGACGAAUUCACAAAACGCAGUGUCAAAGUCUUGGGUUUGUCUUGUGAUAAGUUGGAAAGCCACGUCGAUUGGAUAAAUGACAUUAAAUCAUAUUGUCUGGACAUCAAGGGAGAAUUCCCAUAUCCCAUUAUUAGUGACAGCACUCGAGACUUGGCUGUACAACUAGAUAUGAUCUCUGAGGAAGACAAGGACAAUGUUGAGUUGGCAUUAACCAUUCGAUCUCUUUACAUUAUUGGACCCGACAAGAAGGUUAAAUUGAUGAUGGUUUAUCCAACCAGUACUGGCCGUAAUAUUCAAGAAAUUUUACGUUGCAUUGAUUCACUUCAGUUGUGCGAUAGAAAAAAUACCAUUGCUACACCCGCAAAUUGGGUGCCUGGUGAAAAAGUUAUGAUCCUGCCAACAGUAAAAGAUGAAGACCUCGAUGCACUCUUUCCAAAUGGUUAUGAAAAACGCUCAAUGCCUUCUUCAGUUGAUUACUUGAGAACAACUACCGAUUAUUAAAAUACGUCAUUGUGUGAGUCUAUUACACACAUUUAUUUAAAAGAGAUUUAUUUUUUUAAAUAAAUUAUAAUUUGUUAAAACUUUAGUUUAUCAUAUUAACUGAUUAUACAGUUAUAUUAUUUAUUAAUAAUUAUACAUACCACAUCAAUAAUUUUUACAAACACAGUUUUAUUUAUUUUUGUAUAUUGUGUACAUCAUAUUUAUAAUAUUAUAUUAUCAUUAAGACUAAAAUAAAAUGCCAAUAUUAGACAAAUAUCUCAAAUUGUUUUACCUCUACUACUUCUUAAUACCCUCUUCACUGUAACAAACCCAAUAAUUGAUAAUAUUAAUAAAAAAGUAAUGUAUAUA
Messenger RNA from Myzus persicae (green peach aphid), 1221 nucleotides. Its product is annotated as probable 1-Cys peroxiredoxin. Bases 94 to 873 code for a protein of 259 amino acids. Gene Ontology annotation, biological process: cell redox homeostasis; cellular oxidant detoxification. The transcript has 5 exons. The record is from RefSeq and is a predicted model, not a curated record. Gene Ontology annotation, molecular function: peroxiredoxin activity. Gene Ontology annotation, cellular component: mitochondrion; cytosol. NCBI's taxonomy places the organism in Eukaryota, Metazoa, Arthropoda, Insecta, Hemiptera, Aphididae.